UGAGAUUUGGCAGGAACAUAACAAGCUUUAUAAAGAUCGUUGUACCUUUGAAUGUCAAGGUUGUAGAUCUUCAUUAGACGCUGUUGUUUGGUCUUGAACCUGCUUUGGAAAUAGCCCUGGAAGGUGGGUUCUGUUGAUGUCCUUAGGAAGAACAUGUAUGCCAAAGAGAAAGUAAGCCUCAUGGGCUCUAUCACAUCCCAGUCCAGUUCCAGAAAGUAGAGUAUUACUCCCUUCACCACCACUUAGUGUUUCCUGCACCUCCCCAAUUGUUUUUAUUUCCAAAACUAACCCUAUGUACAUAUUUAUUUUUUACUUUCACCUAUUUUAAUCUAAAACCCUGAUCUCUUUCCUAUUCCCUUUUUCACUAACGCAGUACCUCCACACCCUGACAUAACCUUUCAUUUCUCCCUUUCACUGUCUUCUUCCUUUCUUCCUUUCUUCUUCUUACCUCUCUUAUUUUUUAUUUCCGUUUCCUCCUCCAUCCAUUGUCACUGACUCAUGUGAUAGAUCUGAUGAUCAAGGUUUGUUUAUGGAGUACAACAUUGUCGAUGUUAACCAGGAUGUGAAGGAUGAAACUGAAGAAGAUGAAGAGUUCCGGGGAAGUGGCUCGAUGAUUGGCUCUGAAGGGGUUUCCGAGCUCGACUCAAUUUCUAGUUCUGCUGGUGAGCUCCAAGGGGAAGAACUCAAAGAAGUUAAACCAUAGCUGAUGGAAGCAGGGACACAUAUCGUUCCUGAUGUUACUGAGGCACAAGCUGAAGAAUCCGAGAAACCUGUAACAGGACAGGUAGCUGUGUUGGAAGUUGAUAAUGUAUUUUUCGGUAUUCAGUUGAUAAUGUAGUCCUCAAAUCUCUAUUGUGAUAUGCUGUGAGCGCUGGAACAAGGGUAAAAAAUUAAGGUUUUUAAUUAAAAGUAUAAAAAGUGAUAGGUAAAAGUAAAAAAAAAAAAAAAUAAUCUAAGGAUAUUUUUGGAAAAACAAAGUUGGGAGGUGCAUGAAGAAAGCUGUGGUGGUGGAGGGAGCAUCUCUCCUUGUAUAGAAGAUAAGUGAGGGCCCGGCCCAUGUUGGAAGAAGUUACAGAUAGAGAGUGAGAUGAAUGGUGGCAUUAGGUGGCCUUUUGGUGAGUGUGAGAGUCAUUGGAUUCUUUUUCUUAACGGUAAACAAAGCAACACAACCUCCAUACAAUUCAACAAACAAAAGCAAGGCCAAUUCUCACAACAAACCCACACAUCCAAUUCCUUUAACGUUACUGAACAGUAGUGAGUGUGACCUUUCGCCUAAGCUAAACUUCAAUCUUACUCUCUUCCCUUUUUUUCAGGAUAUAUAUUCAAAUAUUCAUCUCAUCCUCCAAAAUCAAAAUUCCAAAUCAAAUCCAACAAACAAACAAACACUUACAAUGCCCGAACCGCGACCCGCUCUGAAACCCGCCGGAAACGUGCCCAAACACGAGAACCAGAACCACGUAAAGACUCCACAGCGCUUGAGAAACCUGGCACCACAAAUUCCAAAUGUCGUUGCGCAAAGCACCGUGUCUUUGGACAGCACGUGUUCCUCGGAUUCGUGUUCAAGCAACUCACCGACCAAAACGGUGAAUCCCUCAACUGCAAGCAGAAGAAGCGUUAACCGUAACGGGUUUAAGCCGGUUAGGGUUGUGCCCGACGCCGUGGACGUAGCCACUACUGUGUCUCCGCCUCCCAAGAGAUGUGAAUGGAUCACUCAACAUUCUGACCCCCUUUACACUGCUUUCCAUGAUGAAGAAUGGGGUGUUCCAGUUAACAAUGAUAGAAAGCUCUUUGAGCUUCUGGUAUUUUCACAAGCAUUGGCAGAACAUCGUUGGCCAAUAAUUCUUAACCAGAGAGACAUAUUCAGGAAUCUUUUUGAAAAUUUUGACCCAUCAUCAGUUGCACAGUUUACUGAAAAGAAAUUGCUAACACUCAAAAUAAACGACAGCUCAUUGUUAUCAGAGCCAAAGCUCCGUGCCAUUGUGGAAAAUGCGAAACAAUUACUUAAGGUUCAGCAGGAGUUUGGCUCGUUCAGCAAUUACUGCUGGAGAUUUGUUAACCACAAACCGAUAAGAAAUGAAUUCAGAUAUGGACGUCAAGUACCAGUGAAGACUCCAAAAGCAGAAGUCAUAAGCAAGGACAUGAUGCGUAGAGGUUUUCAGUGUGUGGGACCGACUGUGAUUUAUUCGUUCAUGCAAGUAGCAGGACUUGUUAAUGACCAUCUCUUGACAUGUUUCAGGAACCAAGAAUGCAAUGUCACAACCAAAAAGGAAUUUAAAACCGAGGUUAAGAAGAAUAAGGUACAAAAUAAAACUUCGGAGCUGACAUAAACAAAAUCACUGAAGACAUGGACCAUUUUUUUCUUGUAAUUGUAUUGUACGCUAAUCUGUCUGUAUCACCUAAUCUAACCAGAAAAUAAUAGGCCCCAUCUUGUUAUUGGUGUUCCCAUGUGAAGGUGCAUGCUUCUUUGACUACAUUUAGUUGAUAAGUUGUUGUUCUGUUCCGCUGUUCUGUGUAAUCAAUUUCCAACUCAGUAUUGUCACCAUGUAGAAUUCAUAAUGCAAUGCUCCCAUGUCCACUAUAUUUUCAUAUUCAUCGACAUUUUUUGAGUAAUAUCAUCAUUUAUAACCUAAUCGAUAAUAAGGGAGGAUUGUUAGAAACUCCCAUCUCAGGGGGGCUUUUGCACUGGUCCUUCGUCUGCGUCCUUGCCUUGCCUGUCAUGGGGUUCCUCGGGCAAUUUUCUGACUUAUCCUCAUUCACUUCACAAACCGAUAUUAUGUUUGGAAAUGAACUAGUUUGAGAAAAUAUAUUUUUUCAAGAUACUUCAAUUUUGAUAAUCUCCAUAAUAAUAAGUACGAAAUCUGUGAAGUGGUUAAUGGUCACCUAUCUUAGAAGUUGGGUUCUGUGUUUCUGACAGACUAGAAUCAGAUUGGAAUCAAGUCCAUCAAAGAAGACAAUCUGAUUGCAUUGUUUUUGCUAAACAUGGAUUUCUGACCAUUUUAAUUGUUCUAGGAAGAAACUGCGCCAAAGUAACUAUGCAAACACCGUAUGUUUGGAUAGAUAG
Molecule: messenger RNA, 3061 nt
Organism: Vigna radiata var. radiata (mung bean)
Lineage: Eukaryota; Viridiplantae; Streptophyta; Magnoliopsida; Fabales; Fabaceae
Exons: 4
Coding region: 1092-2327 (411 amino acids)
Biological process (GO): base-excision repair
Molecular function (GO): DNA-3-methyladenine glycosylase activity
Source: RefSeq, a predicted model, not a curated record